Molecule: messenger RNA, 3355 nt
Organism: Talpa occidentalis (Iberian mole)
Lineage: Eukaryota; Metazoa; Chordata; Mammalia; Eulipotyphla; Talpidae
Gene: WDR31
Product: WD repeat domain 31
Exons: 11
Coding region: 632-1732 (366 amino acids)
Molecular function (GO): protein binding
Source: RefSeq, a predicted model, not a curated record
ACCUACGCGCUCUCCUGGCCACAGCCACCCACCUGGCCCGAGGCGGGAGGGGAUUCCGAGGGCGGACCUUGGACUGGGUGGUAUUACCUUUCCAUCUUGGGUACUCUUCCUGACGCAGACGUCAAAAACGGACUUUUACCAUCCCCCAAGGACAGGGCGAGGGACGUUUGUGAUCUGAAGAGACAGAGAGGAAAAACUGCACAGAGCAUGUCCCCAAAACGUGGGUCAACCUUGGGAGUCUGGCCUGGUCCUGACUUCCUAGGCAAGGCUCUGGGCAAGACCCUUUUAUUCUUGGGGCCUCCUCGGUUUCCUUUAUCUGUAUCAUUAGCCAACCAAAUCAAAUUAUCUCCCACUUGUUUCUGUGUUUUUGUUUGUUUGAAUUUUUGUUCAGAUACUUGAUUUUCUAGAAUGUGGGUUAGAAUGUACAGAGGGAGAUCUGGGGAGAGGGAGGGAGAUAGGAAAUAAGCAUUCACAUCAACAGUGGACCAGAACCCCAGGGAAAUAAGUAAUUAACAGAGAUUAGGAAGUGGCUGUCUCAACUGUUUUCCAAAGGAUAAACAUUACAAAGCAUUGAAAACAGCGGUUCACCAAGUAGAUCCUAUAAGGGAACACAACUUCCCGCAGCCAAGGAAUGCUGCUACUCAAGUGCCAUCUGAACCAAGUUCCUCAGGAGGUUUCCUGUAGGUUUUAUCCUGUGAUGGGAAAACUGCAAAGCAAACUCAAACACCGCACUUACAAAUACAGCAGGCCUGAUGGAAUUAUAGAAGAGAGAAUUCAAACUAAAGCUUUUCAAGAGUAUAGUCCAGCCCACGUGGAUCCUGUCUCUGUUGUUGCUGCUCUGAACACAGACCUUUGUGUCUCCGGAGGAAAAGAUAAGACAGUGGUGGCCUGUAACUGGAAGACUGGGGAUGUGGUGAAACGGUUCAAAGGACACGAAAGUGAAAUCACCAAGAUCGCCUGUGUUCCCAAAUCCAGCCAGUUCUUCAGCGCCUCCCGCGACAGGACUGUCGUGAUGUGGGACUUGUUGGGGUCCCCACAGCCCUGGCAGCACUUCUCUGGCCACAGCAUGGUGGUCACCGGGUUGGCGGUGAGUCCAGACUCGUCACAGCUAUGCUCUGGCUCGCGGGACAACACCCUGCUUCUGUGGGAUGUGGGGACCGGCCAGUGUGUGGAGAGAGCUUCAGUCUCCAGGAACCUGGUCACUCAUCUGUGCUGGGUCCCCGGGGAACCGUACAUACUGCAGACCUCUGAAGACAAAACCCUCAGAUUAUGGGAUAGUCGGGGGCUACAGGUAGCUCAUAUAUUUCCCACAAAGCAGCAUAUUCAGACCUACUGUGAGGUCAGUGAAGAUGGACAAAAGUGUGUCUCCUGCAGCAGCGGCUUUGGAGGGGAAGGCUGUGAAGCUACGUUGUGGGAUCUACGGCAGACACGGAACAGAAUAUGUGAGUAUAAGGGGCAUUUCCAGACCAUUGCAUCAUGUGUCUUUCUACCAAGAACACUGGCCUUGAUGCCUCUAAUUGCUACUUCAUCACAUGACUGCAAGGUGAAGAUUUGGAACCAAGACACUGGCGCCUGCCUUUUCACCUUGUCUCUGGAUGGCUCGGGACCUUUGACUUCGCUGGCUGUUGGCGACCCCGUCUCCUUGCUGUGUGCCAGCUUCCACAGAGGAAUUCACUUGCUCAGAGUGGACCACAGCCGAGGGCUGGAACUGCGGCACGUGGCAGCCUUCUGAGGCCAAGAAAUGUUCCCUGGACAGUAGUAAACCACGGCCCCUCCUUUCUCAGUGUGCUUUGUGCUUUCCAUGCCUGGCUUUCCAUGUUACGUUGUGGGAGGCUGAUGUGGCUGGUGUUCUUCGGGUCACUUAGGGGGUACAUCGGUGUUAGAAGUCAGUUCAAGUCCAGUGCUUCAAAACCAGCUUUGAAGUUUAGAAACAUGGGGUGAACAUAAGGUUCUCAAUCUAUGUUUAUGGCUCAAAAUAAUGACUUGUAAGUGCAGUGAAGGCCUCUGUCUGAGAGAGUCAGAACCCAGGGCCCGAGUCUGUUGAACUGACCUUGUCCAUGUGGCCGCAAAAGAAAAAAAAUGCAGGGGUGGGAGAGAGAGACUGUUUGGUCACCUCAAAAUUGUUGAAAGACUAGUGCAGCUCCACAGAGGACGUAGACUUUAUACUUGAGCGUCACUGCAGUCACUGCUCCUCAGCAAUAGGAGGAAUCCUUUAUGGCCAGAGAGCAAGAGCCUUGGCUUCUACUCUCAGGAGCAGCACAGUGGGAGUAGCAAAUCCCUGCCUGCUCUUGGUGCCCGCCUGGGCCAGGGCUCGAACCAGUUCUAAUGAAGAAACACUUAUCCAAAACCCGGAUGGCCUCCCUUACACUCCCAGCCCACAUGCUAAGGAGUUGGUAAUAGCACACGCUGGUUCGGUGAGCUUUUAUACUUUAUAUAAAUGGAAUCAUACUGUACUGUGGUAUGUGGGAAGACAGCCACGGAUUUCUCCCAGCCACAUUGUGUGACCCUUUGCAACCUGACCUCUCGUCAAUAGGUAGGGUCUAGAUUCCCCUAGAAUCUGCUCUGAUCUUUGACUUCACUUGAUUGACAGAAUGCAGAGGCAUAAUCAGUGAGCAACUUCUAAGGCCUUGUGGCUUCACUUCCACCCUCUUGGAAUGCUGCCCUGCGGUCUUGUCAGGGAGGUGACCUAGGCCACAUGGGGAGAACCAAGCACCACCAGUAAGCAAGCCCCCCUUGGACCUUCCAACCUAGACAAAUCUGAAUACUGCUAUAGAUGAAAUCAGAAGAUGAACUACAUAGCCACCCCACACAAUCCAGGGAAAUAAUAAAUUGCUGCUGUUUUAAGAUAGUGGGUUUUGGGGUUGUUAUGCACCAUUUAAAUUGUUAAUAAAUUUCAGUAAAACCAUUCUCAUUUUUGGUUAGGCUCCUUUCGCUCGAUUUUUUUUUUAAGAUUUAUUUAUUUACAUAAGAACUGGGGUACAGGUCAGAGGUGCAGGAGAGCGAGAGGACUCACCAGAGACAAAGUGGGAAGCAGAACAGGCAGACUGAAAUACACUGCUGAGGGGAACAGCGGGCGAGACAGGAGAGGACUGCUGCGCCAUGUGGGUAGUUCCCUGGCCGGCCGGGAAUCGAACCAGCACUGCAGAGGCUGCAGACAGCCCCAUAGAGCUGCGUUCAACCCCCUACACCACCAGGGAGGCCCCUCAAUAUGUUUUGAGUUUGGUUCACACUACUGCAUAGAGGUGAGCAGCAUCCCUCAUGCAGACCGAUGCUUCCACCAAGGCCUCUACUCAGUGCUGCGUUGUCCUGGUGGUAUGGGCACAAGAAUGAAGAGAGAGGGCCUCCCCGGUGGCGC